UACAUUUUCAUUUUUAAUAUUGCACAUAUUGUCUGUAUUCAGCCAUCCACCAAAACGGAUAGAACGAACGCCACCGCCAUCAGGGUUACACCAAUGCAGCACCAUGCACUAUUAUCACAGUCGGUGCUCUACAAUUUCGCAGGCUGGCGAGAAUAAAAACACCAUUACGUAGUGUUGAAUCAACAGCAUACACCCCAUUUCCGAUACAUCCAUGCCAAUAUGUGAUAAAUGUUAAGCCACCUAAAUGUGGACCUGUGCUUAUGGGCGACUGGCACACCAUCUUCACGCACAACAUUUUAAAAAUAUUAAUGAAAACGCACUGAACAAACAACAGAAACUAUGCAACAAUUCCAAACUAGAUGCGUGGUUAGCGACUGGAAAAAAAUCAGUCACGAAAUCAGUCAGUGUGUAAAAUGUAUAGGGAAAAAGACGAAAUAUGGCGAGUUUGUGGCCAGAAUCGCGUCAUUCAAGACAUGGCUACAGUAAAACGAGGGAGGGAUGGAGGCGUUGUGAUUUUUAUCAACGUGUCUCGGGGUUUCAUUAUGAUUUUUAAAGCCAAACUUUAUGAAUGAAAUGUGAUUUUUUUUCUCUCUCUCUCUCGCUCUCCCUCAUCCUCACCCCUCCUCUCCUCCUUCCCUUUUCUAAUCGCCCCCCUCCCCCUAUCUCUUGUUUCCUCUCCAUCCUCUCACCCACUCGUUCCUUUUUCCUUCCCCUUUUUACACUCGAUUAUAUUGUAUUUAGGCCUAAUAGAUUUUCUGGUGAAAUAUGGGCUACAGGCCUAACGCGCAGUGCGAUGUCGAAUCCAGCCGUGCUCCAUCCCAUUCAUAAAAAAUAUAACAGUAUAUCGGGGUGUGUUAAUGAGUGCGUGCAGCAGGGGCGGAAUGGGGAAAAUCGGCGUCUGGGAAAAUAAUUGCAAUAAUUACGCCUAAAAUUCUGUGUGAUUUGAAAGUAUGAAAAAGACGCGGCCGUGCAUGCGUCCAUGCACACGUCGAGCUGCGGUGCCGAUUUAUUCAGGCGACUGGCGAGGGCAGAGCUUAUUUUUGUAAGAAUGCCGGGGCCUCUGAUGGCGAAUGGGUGCGUUCAUUGAUACAUCUAUCUGGGAAACACACUCAUUCUCCCUCCCUCCUCCCAUUUGGCCAUCUCUCUCCUCCUAAACGCCGGCUUUCCCUAUCCAUUUGCUCCAUAGUUCCUUUAUCUUUAGUGCAUACAACCUACAGACAUUCGUGCGCCCAGCAUCCCAGCUUUAAUCCGCUCCUCUCGGCAGAGACGUUUAGAUAACAGCCAAACUAUCAAAAAAUGUCUUAGCAUAUUUUUCAUUUUUCUCACCGUCAUCACACGCCAGUUAAAAUCAAAUUUACCUAAAUCAUGUGACUUUAGAUUUUUAGAAAAGGCCCAUUAUUGGACGACAUGCCAUUGAGCUGCAUGUUGUAAGGUCAUAUAGUUAUAGCUGUCAAAUCUGUCCUGGUUGUGUGAACUUCACCAUCUCAUCUUAGUCCAUUCGGGGGAAUCCGCUGCUCUUUAACGGGUGUUGACGUAGGCUACAUAUAGCCCUGCCUCAUCCUUAUAGCUUUUCUCUCUCAAAACCGAAUAAUACAGUUUGAAAACAGAUUUGUUUAAUAAAGCAUAGGCCAACAUCUCAUUUAAAAAAGCGGCUAUCGCCAUCUGGUAAGUCCCCGUCGCAUGAUGGCGCCCGCUCGAGGCGAAGAAGAUGCUACAGUCGUAAACGGACAAGGACAAGACACAAAUUGUGCGUGUUCGUGCGGUGGUGAUGACACGUGAUGACUCCAGUGGCGGUUGGGUGCCUCUUGGAGGUGGCGGCCUCAGUCAUGUGGUCAUAUGUAAGGGGCGGAGUCACGACGGUAGAGGGCGGAGAGAAUACAUCAUCCGUGGAGAACGGCUACGAGAUCGAGCACCAGUGUUGGAGUGUGCAGUGCAAAAGGGGUUAGUGUACAACAAGGUGAACCCCAUCUUCCAUCACUGGCGAGUAGAGGAUCGAAAGUUUGGCCUUACGUUCCAGAGUCCUGCUGAUGCCAUCUCCUUUGAGAAAGGGCUGCAAGCUGUCAUAGACAAGCUUGACAGAGGCUCAGAUUCACCCUCAUCCUCCACACCAGAAGAGGCCGACACCGAGGAUGAUGGACAAGCUUCCCAUACAGGAAGCGAGUCGUCAUCCAACAGCAGAAAGGAGAUGCUUCCCAAACCCAUCACUAUAGUGACGAGUGAGUCCUCAUCUACCUGCUUCGUGCGGUCAGAAGAAUUUAGUUUUGGAUCCAGCCAUGCUGUCACCACUCAGACACCUGCUCAGAUCCACACCAGGCCGGGACAGCACCAGCUUUCACAAAUGACGGCUGUGUUGAAUCCCCCAGCACCCCCGCCACCACCGCCUGCUCCACCUACUCCUCCUGUGGGCCCGCCAGCCUCAUCUCCUCUGUCCCCCCUCUCACCUACCAUUUCCUUGCUGGAGGAAGGAGAUCUACGUAGUGUGGAUCCUUGCAAAGACCUGUGGGGUUCUCGAGGUUAUGAGGACUACCGACGGGCAGGGGCCACCAGGACUAUGGUUGGGGGGCUGACCGGUGGUGUGGUUGUUGGCGGUGGAGGAAGUCUGCAGGACAAGUCAGAGCUGUGUGUGGUCCGCUUUGAGAAGGAGCUGGCCGGAGUGGGGACGGCAGGCUGCGACGUGACAGUGAGCCUUGACAGUAAAGCUUCCCAGCGUCUGUCGUCAUCGUCGCCCACCUGUAUGUCCAUGCCCAAUGCUGUGUCAGGUGUGUCCUCAGGUGCUGGCUCGCCCCAGGAGACAGGCAAAGGAUCGCCCUCUCCCUGCUGCAUCCUCAACUCACUGGCCACACCCCGGUCACGGACUCGUAAGAGAGGGGGAGGGGCCAGCAGUAGUGGCGACCCAGGGGUAAUCACCCCUGAUGACGACAGCCCGUGUCCUCAGGCUUCAUCGUCAUGCUCAUCUCGCUGUGUGUACUGCCGCUCUGUUUUCAGUGCUUCAGAAAAUGGGCGGGGCCGGUGCAGAGAUGCCCCAGACCCAGCCCUGCACUGUCUGCGCCAGUGGACCUGUGUGUGGUGUGCAGAGAGUCUGCUGUACCACUGCAUGUCAGACUCUGAGGGAGAGUUCUGGGAGCCCUGCUCGUGUGAUGACUCGAUGGGGGGCCACCCGCACCCCCUUUGCUGUGCCCGCUGGUUGGCCCUCCUGGCCCUGUCGCUCUUUGUGCCCUGCAUGUGCUGCUACCUGCCUUUGCGCGCCUGUCUGCGGUGUGGGGAGAGGUGUGGCUGCUGUGGAGGAAAGCACAAGGCAGUCCGAUGAGGCCAGGCAAGGGGGUGGGAGGGAUUCUUUGGACCAAAGGGGUUUGGGUGUUAAGGGGGGAGAGUAGCUGUAGGGAUGCAGGAGGUGGAGCUUAGCAGGUGGAUCAGGGCUCUCAGUGCACCCAGACCUCUGACGUGACCCUCCGAAGCCCUGCGGCCUUCCACUGCACUCCACUCUUUCUCUUUUCAACCUGGGGCCUUCUGCACUGGUCCAUGCCUGCUGAAGGUGCACUGCACUCAGACCAGGUUCUGUGGGAGCCAUCUGGAGCCUUCAUAGCCCUUAUAGUUUACUGAGGGUUGGCAGAUCUAGAGUUAGCAGUCAGAGAUUUUACUGCAGAAAGAGAUUGGAGGCAACAAUGAUGUGUACACUGUUUCAAAUGUCUGUUUUUUUAAGAAAAAACCCACAAAAACAAAAGUUGUUUAUAUAUAUGAUUGUUAUAAUUUUAAUUGGUAUAUUUUAUUAAAUGUAAAACAUGACAGAAUCCCCCAACCGCACAUACUAUCACAUAUUCACAAACAUGAGAUGUUGGGGAAGUUAUUUGUUUCAUGUUGGCCUGUUGAUCAGUCAGAUGAACAGAUGUCACCCUUUACCUCUAAUUUUACCUCAGAUGCUCAUCAAACCCCGGUUAGGAAAUGGGGGGGGGAACUAUGAGCAUCUGAGACCACUAGUGUUGUCUUUUGGUUAAGUAGUAGACCACAGUGGAAAUGCAAAGAGACAAUUAUUAAGGGAAGUUGCAAUGACAACCACAAAGACUUAAAAAUCAUAAUGUGAUUCAUUAUGGUCCUUUGUAACCAAACACAAGGUUAUUUUUGUUUUCUGAAAAAAAAAAACAACUCAAGAUUGUGUGUUGAACAUUAAACACCUUCACUUUACAGUUUUUCAUCUUUCCGUGUAUUUUCAAUAUUAAUCAUAGAAAACAUCACAUCCCACCACUGUACUUGUUGAAUCAGUCAAGGUGCUUACAGAUGAGGCCUCUGAGCGAGUCUAUUCUACCUAAUGUACACAAUGACUGUACAGUCCCCAAAGACAAACAGAAUAGGACCCCGUGCUAAUCGGUCUGUUUGAAUGAGACUGCACCAAAAAUUGAGUGCAAUGAAAAAUGUAUUGAAAGAAUAUUUUUGUACCAAUAACUGACAUUAGGAAAAACUAAGAAAUUGAAAAGUGUUGGAAGUGAAUCCUGUAGUAUGCUAAUGUGUUUGGUAUCGAGUAGAAAAGAACACAGACUUGUCUUUGAGCAGCGGCACAUAGCUCACAGGUGUGACUUUUAAAUGCGCAUGCUAUAGACUGUUGACCCUGUGAUAAGAGAAGAGAUGCAUUAACUUGAAAAAGAUGAAUGGAGGUCGGUCUUUGUUUGGGCACAGUGGCAGAUGUGUUUGCUCAAUGUUGCUUUAAGUAUGAAGUCAGAAAAGCUGCUAUUUUUAGUCUCCCUAUAACCCUAUUCAAACGUUCCCGCUGCUUCUUAGCAAUCUCUGAGGUGGUGUGGCAGACUCAGAAACAAUCCUUCAAGUUCUUAUUGCACCCAAGGUGCUGAGGAAGUGUUUGAAGAAGGUUUUUGUAAGUUUACAGCUGGACAUAAAGAUAAAUAUACCCCAAGACAUUUUUUUAAAAUGAUUCUGGUGAUGUACUUUGCAUUUCUGUGUCUAUUUUGCAGAUUGGUGAUAUAUUUUUUUAUACUCCAAGUGAAUAACUGGCCAUGGGUGAAUUAAAAGCUACGUAUUUCCAUCACAGCUCCAACUGAUUUAAUUAACACAGUGUUUCUCACAAAUCUUUAUAUGUCAUUUAUAAACAUCAGUUUUGUGUGAAUUCCUUAAAAUGCAAUGCAGGCACAAGAUUUACAAGAUCAUAUUUUUUUGUUUACUGGAAAAACUGAAGCUUUAAUAUCGCUGUAACUGUUGUUCAUGGUCUCUUGACCCGCACUGAGAACCAGCUACUGCCCCUGGUUUUCUGUGAGCAAUCACAAAGCGAGCUAGACAAUAGGUAGGAACACUGAAACAUAAAUGACAAAGUAUCACAAAAUAACUCACGAAAUGCACUGAGCAUCACAGAAUGGGGGUAUUCUAACGAAUCUGACAGGGGAUUUCUCUUCAAUCCAGUGGCAUUCUCCUUUAAAAUUAAAGCUAGGAAUACAUACAGUAGACUGUAUAAGGAUCCCAGUGUUGACUAGUUUUACUACAUCAUAUCUCAAAUGAAGGAUCAUCUGGUGGACAUUGUAUUAUGGCAGAAUGAACCUUUCAGAAGCUUCACCAGAUUAUUUACAUUUUAGGUUUAGCCAAGAACUUUUAUCCAAAGUGACUUUAAGCGAAUGAGCAUGCAGUGGGGUUUGGAGUUAGGACAUGUGACUGCUGAUGAACACAACCCAUGACCUCUUAGUUAUGGGACACUUGUCUUCACUACCAGGCCAGCCUCGGCCGAUGUUGGUCGACUUAAAAAACAAAACAAAAAAACAUCCUGUCACAAUGGCAGGAAACAGAAGUUCAGUCGGUCAUUGAUCAUAAAUUAACCCUUUGUCCCACACACAAGCAAUCCCCACAGAUCUGCCAAGCAUAAAGCUGCACACACAGACACACGUCCACUCAAUGGUGCAGAUAUACAGAACUGGUUAAGCCAUUGCACACAGUUUGCUACUCCUGGUUGAGAAAUGGUGUUUGAGUACAGUACUGACAGUCAUACGAUCACAGUUGCAGGCCCCAUUCUUACAUUUUAAUAAAUGUGCCUUUUGAUUUGAGUAAUCAAUAACUUAUUAUUUAUAAGUAACUCUGUAUUUAGUACUAUUUACUUUUUGGUUAUUGGUUUCUGCCAAUGUGCAUAUUUUCAAUGUAUUUAUUAGUUUCAAAGUAAUUGAGAUAUUACCUGUUUAUUUAUUUAUUGAGAUAUUUAUUCUGAUUCUUUAUUUUUUUGAGACAGGUUUUUAUCUUCCGUGCUGUCUUACUUCUGACUUUGUGCCAAUGUGCUGCUUUGAGGUGUUACAUAUCGUGGGUUUGUAUCAUUAUUAAACCCUCACUCUAUAUUUUAAAUCUGUGUCAUCCUCUGUCUCAUGUGUAUAUCAUUAACUUACUGUUUUUUUACCAAACACUGUAUGAAAGCCGCGUCAUGAAACUGUUCCACAAAGCUCUGUAAGGAAUUUGAUAAACAAAGGUUUAUGCUAUUUUCAUUCUCUGAAUAGCACCAUAAUAUAUUUACAUUUUGGAACAAAUAUCUUGGGUAGUUUUUACAAAUGUGGAUAUUUCCUAUUACUACAUAUAUACAUC
This is a messenger RNA of Monopterus albus (swamp eel), 6555 nucleotides long. RefSeq names its product sprouty related EVH1 domain containing 3 (gene spred3). Gene Ontology annotation, cellular component: membrane. Bases 1769 to 3307 code for a protein of 512 amino acids. Gene Ontology annotation, molecular function: protein kinase binding. NCBI's taxonomy places the organism in Eukaryota, Metazoa, Chordata, Actinopteri, Synbranchiformes, Synbranchidae. Gene Ontology annotation, biological process: multicellular organism development; negative regulation of MAPK cascade. The transcript has 6 exons. The record is from RefSeq and is a predicted model, not a curated record.